Alosa sapidissima (American shad) is the source of this 2663-nucleotide messenger RNA. It is a transcript of the gene ak3, whose product is annotated as adenylate kinase 3. Gene Ontology annotation, molecular function: AMP kinase activity; ATP binding. Lineage: Eukaryota; Metazoa; Chordata; Actinopteri; Clupeiformes; Clupeidae. The transcript is spliced from 5 exons. Gene Ontology annotation, biological process: nucleobase-containing compound metabolic process. Bases 215 to 910 code for a protein of 231 amino acids. The record is from RefSeq and is a predicted model, not a curated record. Gene Ontology annotation, cellular component: cytoplasm; mitochondrion.
ACGUUCCACCUCCUCUUCAGUUCGCGUCGGUGAUGUAGCAGAGAGGAAGGCUUAUCUCCAAGACCAAGAGGAUGAGAUCAGUUUGCAGACUGCCCGUCCCGAGUCCCGACCAGGCAUGGCUGCGUUUGAAUAAGUUAGCUUUUAAGGACACAUAAAGGGGUUGCCUACGUUGGGAUUAUUUUUUACUGUCUACAUUUGCAAGAAGCUAUUUAAAAUGGUUUUGCGCACGGUAUUUCGCGCGGUCAUAAUGGGACCACCAGGCUCCGGGAAAGGCACAGUAUCCGACCGGAUAACUAAAAGUUUUGGACUAAAGCAUCUCUCGAGCGGGGAUGUUCUGAGGGCGAACAUCGAAGCAAAAACAGAGUUGGGCCUUCUCAUGAAGUCCUGCAUCGACCAGGGUCAGUUAGUGCCUGAUGACGUCAUUUCCCGCCUCAUCUUAUCAAACCUGCGCAGCAUGGAGCAAAGCAGCUGGCUGCUAGAUGGCUUCCCUCGGACAGUGGCCCAGGCGGAGUCGCUGGAUGGCGUGUGUAGCGUGGACACUGUCAUCAACCUGAACGUGCCUUUCGACACCAUCAAGGAGCGCCUCACGUCCCGCUGGGUGCACCUCGGCAGCGGCCGCGUCUACAACACCCACUUCAACCCCCCCAAGGUCCCGGGCAUUGAUGAUGUCACAGGGGAGGCCCUGACGCAGAGAGAAGACGACACACCUUACACCGUCACCAGAAGACUGAAAGCCUACGAGCAUCAGACGCAACCUGUGCUCGAGUACUACAGGAGUAAAGGAGUCCUGGAGACAUUCUCAGGGACUGAAACCAACAAGAUCUGGCCACACGUGCAGGCUUUCCUCGCCAGGAAAAUCCCCUCCUCCUCCACCACCUCGGGAGGACAGGCAGCUGUGGGGAAGGCCUAGCCCCAGCCGGACUCCUCCGGUUCAGGCCGCCAGCGACGCCGGCUCGGAGUAAACACCGUAAUCAAAAGGAAACGCUGCAUCAGGGCGACUGUGAGGUGGCAGGAGCUGCUCUCUCUCUCUGGUGACCUCGGAUUGGAUGUAAGGUUGAGAUUGUGUAGGUUCUUCUCUGAACGCGCUGACCAUGCAGCAAUAAAGCUCAAAGUAAUAUGGCAAAAAAACAAACAAAAAAAAACAGACAUUUUGGCCACAGGCAGUUAAGCCAUUUGUUUAAAUCAUGCUACAAUAAAUAAUACUCGUCAGUGCUUGUUCAGAAAAUGCAGACUUAAUUUAAACUACAUUGUACCUCAUAGUUUUAUUCUUAAUAGUAGUGACUUAAGUGCAUCGCCUCUGUCUGCACAUUGAGAAUGAACCGUGCUGCAGAUAUUGGCAAAGGGUCCAUCUCCCAGACAGACUAGCCUCUUGAGUCCUCUAGGUUGAAUAGUGUGUGGCCUUUUGCCACGCAAACACACACUUACCCUCUCUACUCGGGAGUGUUCUGCCGGCUGUAGUUCCCCACAAGCCCUCUGGAGGAAAGGAUCCAAUCCAGAGCAGAUUAAUCACUGCCUUUACAGCCACGGUGCCUGGGCUGGGACUACGGGAGAGCAGAGAGGGGUUACAGAAUAGUGGCCCAAACCUCUCCGCGUGGAGCAACAGUGCAAGUGAAGAUAAUUUGGUAAAUUUAAAACAAAACGUAUUGAAUGACCUGUGAUGGUGGAGAGAAGACAUUAGGUAGGCUACCCAUUGGACCAGGGGACUUGGACCACAUGUGUAUGUGUGUGUGUGUUUUUUUUAAUUAUAGGAACCACUUUUAUUUUGUUUGUGGCAGAGAUAAUUUAAUAGUAUUUUCAAUUGUGAAUCACUCUCGUCUUAAAGUAGGAAAAUUGUAGCAAAAACAUUUGAAUUGCUAUGCUGCUCACUUGUAUGCUAUGCUAACAAAUCUGUUCCUGAGUGCAAUGUUUCUGCCUUACCAUCCAUAGCCUCUAGUAUCAGUAUUUCUAACCGCAAUUUAGCAGUGUUUAAAAUACUGUGUUGGGUGGGACUCAUAAAUUGAUGAGUGUUAUUGGUAGAUGAUCAAGAACAGUUUAUAAUCACAAUCAUGGUAUUCAAUUGCUAUAUAGUACUUGAAUUGUCUAAAUAAUGGUUUUAUCUUGAAAUGAUUCUUAGAUAUGCAAAGUCAGUAUUGCACACAAAAUGCCUUGUGAUUUUUUUGUCUUAACCUAAUUUUCUAUCAUUCUUAUUUUGUUCAAAUAAGAUUAAUGUUAGUGAAUGUGGACAAUCGGGCUAGAGGACCACUGCAGCAUGAUCUGUCUGUGCUGUUGUCCAUUGGCUUGAGAAUAACAGGGUAUUUUCAGUCUUUUUGGCAUGGAUCACCUGUAUAGUUGUCACACAACGUUUGAUUAAAAAUAAUGAAGUGGUCUGCAAUAUGAGAAGGGAUCGGGCUUUAUAAAGAAUGUAAUACUAUAUAGUUUAGAAAGGGAUCAAAUUGUUUGUACUUAAGUGCAGAUUCAUAAUGAGAAAAUCUGUUUGUGAAAUAACCUUUCUUCUGUCUACUUCUGUCUUCGUGCCCUGUGCUUUUCCAGAAAGUGUCAAGGUCACAUUAUGAUUGCUAAAAGUCAUAGAGAUCUUUAUAUAUUUCAAUGUAAAAUGUGACACUCUAUUAAAAGGCAUUUUAGAAUAUAUUUUAUUUUCAAUAAAUACUUGUUAGAAAAAUGAA